AUGGGAACACCGUUCGUGUCCCUCCUGGAGCCGACCCGGCUCGACGCCUACAUACGCGGCGCGCCGCACGACGAGCAGCCGGCGACGAUACCGAAGGAGAUUUGCGACGCCAUGGAGGUGCGCGAAGCCGUCUUCGUCGCCGAACAAGGCGUCCCCGCCGAGAACGAGUUCGACGCCGACGACAGCCGCGCCUGCCACUGGGUCUCGUACGCGUCCGUCAAUAAAGUCGUCGAGCAGGAGGUCCUCGACGACGCCGGCAACGUCGUCCGGCCCCGCCGCAGCAGCACCCGCAGCACGCCCAUCGGGACCAUCCGCCUCGUGCCAUUUCCCCACGCCCCGCACCCCAAGGACGGGGGCGUCUACUGGGACGGGGUGUUGAAGGAGGAUCCGGCGGCAGCGGGGGAGGCUGCGCCGAACGGGGAGAAGAAAGCGGGAGGAGACGAGGAAUCUUCAGAGUCGACGAGCAACCCCGUGGAGGAAAAGGCCGAGAGCGCGGCGGAGCACGUGGGCGAGGAGAGGCGCCUGUCGGCGACCAAAGUCUUUGCGCCGGACCGCGCGACGGCGCUGCACGACGGGCGGGAGCCGUACGUGAAGCUGGGCCGGCUGGCCGUGGUCAAGGAGUUUAGGGGACACCGGAUCGCGAGGCUGCUGGUCACGACGGCGCUGGCGUGGCUGCGUGCGCACCCGAGCUACUUCGAUCCCAGUAUCAAGGAGAUGGGACUCGAGGCGAUCGGGGCGACCAGCGCAGAGGAGGUGCCUAAGUGGAGGGGGCUCGUCUGCGUGCACUCGCAGGCGGCCGUGGUUGGCGCGUGGGAGAAGUUUGGGUUCCGAGUCGACGAGGAGAUGGGGACUUGGUGGGAGGAGGGGAUCGAGCACAAGGGUAUGUUUAUGCGGUUGGAUGUCGAGGAGGAGAAGCCCAUCCUUUGA
Molecule: messenger RNA, 927 nt
Organism: Colletotrichum tamarilloi
Lineage: Eukaryota; Fungi; Ascomycota; Sordariomycetes; Glomerellales; Glomerellaceae
Product: acetyltransferase
Exons: 1
Coding region: 1-927 (308 amino acids)
Molecular function (GO): acyltransferase activity, transferring groups other than amino-acyl groups
Source: RefSeq, a predicted model, not a curated record